GAAGGUCUCGACGUAGAUCCGCCAUAGAAGGAAAAAACAACCGUCUUCUUCGUCGCCGUAGCGAGCUGUCGGGGAUGAGAGGGACGUUUGCACGAGCGUUCUGAAGACUUUGGAUUUUCCCCUAUCCGAUAUGGCGAUGCUCGGGAGGACGUUUCCGUGUUUAUUUUACGUGGAGACGAGAAAAACGGUAGGAGGGUGACGGAAGGCAGGCGAGCGUCACAUGAUUGGCGGAAAGGCGAGCUGCCCGUUUCCAAUAUGGUGGUCGGCUCGGUGGAUGUACGCUGCUUGCUGAUGAUAUCGCUGCUGUGCGGCUUCGGGCUAGGCGGGUACGGCCAGCGGCUUGUUGGCCUGCGGCUGGAAAUGGACAAGGAGACCGGCAAGGACGUGUACGUGCGCGGGCGCGUGCUCGUCGCUUCGCGAGGGUCCACCUUCAAGCUCAGGCUGUUCGGCACCGACCUGCUCAGUAAUGCGACUUGGCCGGUGGUCGCGUUCGCGGGAGCAGUGGACGAGGAGGCUGCAGAUGCUGGGCCCGCGAAGGACCCCUGCGGGAAGGAGAGCUUGAGGAAUUCCUCUGCUUUCCGAGUGCAGAAGGGGUUCAGCGCGGAUGAUAACAACAGCGGUGUGAUCGAAGUCAGCGUCGUUAAGGGAAGCCCGAGCGAGGAAGAAAACGAAGCGAGUGUGGUCCUGUUCCGCUUGUGCGUGCUAAACGGGGAGACGUGGGAGUCUGUGGGACCGGACAGAUUGCGACUGAAGGAGCCGGAGUUGCCUGCCGAGUGGAUUCCCACAUGGGCCCUGGCCAUAAUCAUCAUCGCUCUGGUGCUUAUAUGUGCUUUGAUAAGGUGCCUGAGUCUCAGUCUGCUCUGGCCCGACCCCCUGGAGCUCUACGUGCUGCACAGCUGCGGCUCUGAGGACGAGAGGCGCGCGGCGAAGCGCCUCGAGCCGAUCCGCAGGAGGGGCAACUUUCUAGUCUGCUCGCUUCUCUUUCUUUGCGCUUUGGGUCACUCCGCGCUUGGCGUGCUUCUCUACCGCGCCUUUGGCUCCAUCCUUCCCGCCGUGUUCACAUGUGGCGUUCUCUUGUUUCUUCUUGCCGAGCUGUUGCCCCACAUCAUAAGCUCAGGCUACGGCUUCUAUAUCGCUCCCAGCUUAAUAUGGCUGGGCCAGGCGUGCUUGGUGAUCACUUGCCCGCUGUCCUGCCCGCUCGGACUUCUCCUGGACCUGGCCCUGCGACGCGACGUGAGCACGUGCGGCGUGCGCGAGAAGGUCAUGGAGAUGGUCCGCUCGAAUGUGAACGACCCUUACAGCGAGUUCGUGAAGGAGGAGUUCCGCAGGGGCACGCUGAGGAGCAAGACUGUGGAGGACAUCUUGACCCCCCUGAAGGACUGCUUCAUGCUGCCCUCCACGGCCGUGCUUGACUUCAGCACCAUGUCUGAGAUCAUGCAGAGCGGCUACACGCGCGUGCCCGUUUACGAGGAAGAGAGGUCCAACAUCGUGGAGAUCCUGUACGUGAAGGACUUGGCAUUGGUCGACCCCGAGGACUGCACGCCCAUGACCACCAUCACCAAGUUCUACAAUCACCCACUGCACUUCGUCUUCAACGACACCAAGCUGGAUGCUAUGCUCGAGGAGUUCAAGAAAGGCAACUCUCACCUGGCCAUAGUACAGAGAGUCAACAAUGAGGGAGAAGGAGACCCCUUCUAUGAGGUGCUGGGACUUGUUACAUUGGAGGAUGUUAUCGAGGAGAUAAUCAAGUCGGAGAUCCUGGACGAGUCUGAUGGUUAUAUGAACAUGAAAGUGAAGCGUCCUCUUCCCCCGCUGGAGAUUCCUCUGGAGCCGCGCACAGUGCCGGAGGAGUUCUCGCUCUUCAAGUUGCCCGAAGGCGAGCCGAAGAUCCGAACAUCUCCUCAGCUCCUGCUGGCCACUCACCGCUUCCUCUCCAGAGAGGUGGAGCAUUUCAAUCCACAGCGUGUGUCAGAAAAAGUCUUAUUUCAUCUCUUACGACACCCGAGUGUCAACCAAGAAGUGAAGUUUGACCCAAGCAACCGUCUGAGUCCUGAUCACUACCUCUACACACGCAACCACCCUGUGGAUUACUUCAUUCUGCUGCUACAGGGGCGUGUAGAGGUAGAGAUUGGAAAAGAGGGCUUAAAGUUUGAGAAUGGCGCCUUCACCUACUAUGGCGUGUCGGCGCUGACAGCACCUUCUUCUGUGCAUCAGUCCCCAGUCUCCACACAGCGUCACUCCCCUAGAGAUCCAUUUGAGCUGGGAGAUGCUACCAGCCCGUCCAGCUACUGUCCUGACUACACAGUCCGAGCCCUCACUGACCUGCAGCUCAUCAAGGUAACCCGCUUGCAGUACCUCAAUGCCUUAAUGGCUUCCCGGGUUGCACAGAGCCCUGAUCCACCUGAGAUUAAGAUCCUGCCCAAUAGCCAGACUAAACUCCUAAACGAGAAGAACACUACUCAAGAUUUUCCUCUUCACUUUUCGUUCUUUGAUGCAAUUGACAACUACUGUUAAUGUACUUUGCAUGAGGUGCAAGCAAGAUCCAGGAAUGCAGGACAGAAGAAGCAGCUCCAGGCCAGAGAGAAGCUUUCUGACUCUCCGUCUAACCUAUUUAACUUUGCAAGGAUUUUAUUUUAACAGCUAACUUGAUUUUUGCAGUUAAUUCCUCUUUUUAUAUCUGGAUGCUAGUGCUGAGAUUUUAUUCAGAAGAUUUUUUUUUAAAUGUACACCAUGCAGGACUUUUGGAGCCUGUCAAAUGGCACGUCCACUACUUUACUCAUUCUUAUCCUUAUCCGGUUCCUUCUCCUUUGAUGUUUUCGUCUUGGUGUCUUGUACCACCUUCUUUUUGCUGCGCGUGUCUGAUCAGUAUGGUCAUGCAUCAGAGCCUUUGUUGUCUUUCAGAGGCAGCAUGCCUCAAAGUGUUAAAGCCUGAACUUUCGCCAGGUCCGCUUAAUUUCAUGCUGUAUUGUGCCAAUAGACGUGUGAGUGCCAGCGAGGGCAGCAGGAACUGCUCUGUUUUUUUGGGCAUACAUGUAAGUCAGGAAUACACUACACAGUUUAAUCUUGCCUUUUCCCCCCACCUAUUUUUUGUUAUCAUAAUAAAAUCCUCCCUGUCGUACUUUGCCUACUCUAAAGGGGUAAUGUUACACUGAAAACUACAGGUGGUCUUUCACUGUUUUGCAUAGUUUGUGUGAUCUGAUGUUCAUGGCUCCAGUAUGUCUUCUUUAAUAUUUCUCUUAAGUCAUUGUUUGAUUGGAGUUUAGUACCUAUCUUUACAGCUGUCAGCUGACAUAACUAAGGCAAAGCAUGCUUAUCAAACUAGAAAACAAAUAGAACAGAAGUUUUGAGCAUCAUGGCUGUAUUUUUCAUACUAAAAGAAUAGUCUGUCAUUUUAAAAGCUAAUCUUUGUCUGCUGCAUGUGCUGCAUAUAGUCAGGUACCAUGGAUAGUGGUUUUGAUGCAUUUCCUUUUGCUUAUUAAAUGAUGAAUACCUGUUGACCUGAAACACCCUUAAAUAGAAGCCAAUGGGCAGAAGCCGAAGCAAUUGUAAAUGUGAUUUGAGGCAGCUGGUUUUCUUUUCUGUUAGUUUUGUUUUUUUCUUUCUUCCAUUAAUUAUUGUCUCUGGCAAUCGACUGUAUGAUAGAGAUGCAGCAGACAGAGAUUUGAUUGAAACGCUACAAAGUAUUCCUUUAAUUUGUAUGAACCCCAGUGAUCAUUUCUGUUACCUCCAUGGUCCAUCUAGUAGCAAAAAAGUAUCUCAUAAAUAUAUUUAAACAUGAACAGUGAGUUGCUCUCUGUGGAAAAGCAUCACCUGAAGCUUUGGAUUCUUGCUGUUAGCACAUAUGUUCCAAAUUCACACCUUGUGUUUUUGGCCUAUUUUUGUUUUAAAAUGAUCUCUAUCAAGUCAAGGCACCACAUCAUGUAACGCUUUCAAGGUCUUUUAGCAUUCAGAUAAUUCUUGAUGCUUAACCUCAACCCAUUUAUUAAGUGUAUUGUAGUAAGAACACUAGCCAGGUCUCUUUGGCCCUUGAAGUUCUAUUCAGUGCUAUGUAAAAUGCAUCAACUGAUCCCUUAUCAUUUUUAUUCAAAGAACUCCAAGAAUAUAUAAUUCUAAGAAUCUAUAUGGCCUGGAAUUACCACGUUUGUGGUAUUGGUCACAGUGUGUACACAAUAUAUCCGUCCAUGUGGGGGGGGGUGUACUGUACUGACUGAUUGACCUGCUCGAUAUGUCCACUGUUAUUUGUUUUUUUGGGACUAACAAAACGGUACGCCCAAAAUGACAGUGCUUUAUGAUCUCUCUCUCUGUUUGCCCCCCAAGUCUGAACUUCAGUAUCCUCCAGUAUUAAUAGGUGCCUAUAUACUGUGCAAGGCUGUUAAAGACAAUACAGGCCAUGCCACUUUUUUGGCUCAUCAAGCAGUGUUUAUAACACAUCAGCUUAUCAUAUCAAAGUAACAGAGGAAUUCCAUUGUUUUUACAACAUUAUUGCACAAUUACAUUGUUGAGAUUUAAGUAAUUCAGAGUGGUCUGAUGUGAAGUGAUGCAUUGUAGAAAAACUUGCAGACUCGCAGUAGUGGUCAUGGGAGCCAGGAGUCAUAAUGUCUAUAUUGCAAAUUAUAAUAAUUGUCUUAUUUCCAAAGUGACUGGUCAGCCAGUAUCCUGUCUUCCAAGUUUUAUAUCCAAUGCUGAUAAUGAUAAAACCAAAAUGCAAAAAAGUUUCAUUGGGUACUACUUGCUUUAAAAUGCUUUUCAUAAAGCAUUCCACUAUGAAAGGUGUUGAAAUAAUAGGUUUAGGCCCAAACUUUAUCUUUAUGCUAUGGUAAAACAGUGCAUCAGGCAUCAGCCACUGCAAUUGUAACCAUGUAAUUACUUUCUGUGAAGUUGUUCAUUGAGUAAUUUAACUCUUCACUGUGAACAAAUCUGACUCUUAAGUUUGUUUACAGUGGCACAUUUCACAUCGGUCCUCUCUGAAUGACUGAUUUAAAAAUAAAAUCUAUAGAAUUCCCUUUCAAAGACAUGGUCAACUUCACUGAUGGGGUCAACUUCAGCUCCAACUCUGAAAGUAUUUGUAUUAUGUGCCAUCAUACUGUGCCUGUGGUUUCUUUCCCCAUUUUCCGUCUCAGAAAAGAUGCCACGUUUUCUGUAAUCUUCUGGAUUUGCAUUUCUUUCUUUAAUAACAUUCCAGUUUAUGUUGGGAUAGGUGGCAUGUAUAUAUGUAUGGGCAUGUGUGAGUACAAAGAGAGUGAGAGACUACCUGGGGAAACCUUUUUACUGUUUUCCAUCAUUCAGCAGGACUGUAGUUAAUUGUUCUUCCUUUAAAUGCAUUUAAAACUGGCAUGUAAAGCAAGUUCCACAUUUGUAAGGUAAUUCUUGUAUUCUGAAUACUGAAACAUGCACUCUGCUGUGUCAUUUUAUUUUGAAUUCUAUUGUUCAGGAUCAUUUAAUAGUAAUGAACGUUUUACUCAGAGAAAUCUAAUCCCUAGUAAAUAUUUUUCAGCUGUUAAAAUACAUUGUGCCCUCUGUUCAAUGUUACUCAGUUUCUAUUAUCUCAAAAGAAUGAAUGUAAAUAGUUUAAACUUCUUUCUGGCUGUACUAUAUUUAUCAGGAGAAAUGCUGUUUUCCUUUUUGGUAGGAUAGAGAUUUCUGUAUAUUAAUAUACUUCUAAAUCAUAGAAUCUAUAACCAGAGAAUAAUUGCUGGCAGGUGAU
This is a messenger RNA of Colossoma macropomum (tambaqui), 5704 nucleotides long. Its product is annotated as metal transporter CNNM3. The record is from RefSeq and is a predicted model, not a curated record. Gene Ontology annotation, molecular function: transmembrane transporter activity. Gene Ontology annotation, biological process: transport; magnesium ion homeostasis. Lineage: Eukaryota; Metazoa; Chordata; Actinopteri; Characiformes; Serrasalmidae. The transcript has 9 exons. Gene Ontology annotation, cellular component: plasma membrane. Bases 256 to 2514 code for a protein of 752 amino acids.